This is a messenger RNA of Lycium barbarum (goji berry), 1578 nucleotides long. RefSeq lists its product as uncharacterized. The record is from RefSeq and is a predicted model, not a curated record. The coding region runs from base 143 to 1201 and encodes 352 amino acids. NCBI's taxonomy places the organism in Eukaryota, Viridiplantae, Streptophyta, Magnoliopsida, Solanales, Solanaceae. The transcript has a single exon.
UCACCCCCCCCCCCCCGUCCCGCCCACCUCACCCCCUGUAGUCGGAGCUUUCUGCAAUUGGUAUUAAGCUUUAAGCUUCCCCUCUUUCUAAUAAAUAUCCUCAUCCCCUUUCUCCCUUGUUUCACCUUCAAUAUCAGCAUCCAUGGACUCUCAUCAAAUAGUUGCCAAGUCCAAACAGCGCUAUUAUUAUUCUCCUUUCCCUUCUUGUUUCCGUCGCCCUAUUGAGGUGGCUGCCGCAUCUCGCCCUCUUCCACUGCAUCAGCCACCUGUUGCUGCCAAUCCCAACUUGGCAACCUCCCUCUACAACACCUACAUCGGCCUCUUUGCUCUCACUUGGUCACGCAACCUCUUUGGCAGAUCUUUUCACAUCCAUUUCCUCCUCAAUGAUGGAGUUGUUGACUGCAAUACCAGUAGUACCUCUUCUUUCCACCUCCACAUUAAGCCUUUCAUUUUCUGGAAGAAACAGGGCUCCAAGAAGGUGGAUGACAAUGUCCACAUCUUUUGGGAUCUUUCCAAAGCUAAAUUUGGAUCCGGCCCUGAACCUCGAUCUGGAUUCUACAUCGCCGUCAUCGUUAAUCGCCAAAUGGUUCUUCUUGUCGGCGAUUUACCCAAAGAAGCUUACUCCAGAACCCGAGCUCCAAAGCCAGAGAAUUAUCCGUAUCAGAAUCCAAACAUGGUGCUGCGGAGGGAACAUGUGUGUGGGAACAGACUGUACAAAACAAAAGCAAACUUCGGUGGAAAAGAAAGAGAAAUAUCGAUUGAUUGCAGGAUCGGGGAAGAUCCAAGGUUGUAUUUCAGCGUGGAUAACAAAAGGGUGUUGCAGAUUAAGCACUUGAAAUGGAAAUUCAGAGGCAAUGAGAGGAUUGAAGUAGAUGGGGUUCCAGUAUUGGUAUCAUGGGAUGUCUAUAACUGGUUGUUUGAUGAUGACGAAGAUGGCUAUGCUCUGUUCAUGUUCAAAUUCGAGAAAUCAAGUUUGGAUGACCAAGGAGUUCAGAUGUGGUCGCAACAGUCUUGUGGAUUCGGGUUCGAGACGAAGAUGAUGAAGAAAGGGGUAUUGAGAAGUUCUAGAAGUUCAUCUUCUUCAUGUUUGUCUUCAGCAUCUUCAACCUGUAGCUCUGUAAUGGAAUGGGCUAGCACUGAAGAAAAUGAAUUGAAGGGUCCUUCUGGAUUUUCUUUGCUCGUUUAUGCUUGGAAGACCUGACUAAUUACUCUAGUUCAUUAAAAGCUGCAAUCAUUGGUACUCAUCCACUAACUUUAGUUUUCUUUCAAUUUAACUAACCCCAUUUAUUAUUCAUGUAAAAUAUAAGCACAAAUAAACCAAGAACUUGUUAAUAGGUGUAUAGUUUAGGUCUUUAAAUACUAGAAUUGUCCAUCUCUAUCUAGCUGCUACUACAUUGAAUGCAACUCAAGAAUAUACUCUACUACCAGGUACCAGCUAGUACUACUCUAUUUUUGUCUUUCUUUCUCUGAUUGCUUUUGAGUGAAUGCUGAGUUAUUUAUUAAUUCGAGUGGAUCCAAUGUAACAACGCUCUUUGAGAGAAAUGUAAAAGAAAUAUACAUUAUAUUAUUGUUCUUCUU